CAAGAGAAAUAAAAGAAAGUAUCAGUAAAGAUGGUGGCUUUGAAGGACGGAGCUAAGCAUUCUUAACGGUCAAAUGUCUAAAUUAGCUGUGAAUAAGACGUGUAAAGUUAAUCAACAUGUAAAUGUCGAUUCACGAGGAUUCAGUUCGAUGUAAAUAAAAGACUUGCAAGUAAUCUCAAGGAAAAGAAUUUGGAAAAGCAGUCAAACAAGACAUUGACAAGACAGAGUAACCUACUCUACCUGUUUGUACAAUUUGCGUUAAGAAAAUAAAACACAUGAUGAGAGAAGGAAGAAGGACCGAUAUUGUCUUCUUCGCUAAUCAGAAAGUAAGAGCAUGGAUAAGCUAUUGGUCGAGAGAGCGAUAGAGUCUAUCGUGUUUAUAAAGCGAUCCACAACGGCUAUUAUUUCUCUUCCCCUCUUAACGUAUCUGGCGCAUAAUCUGCAUUUUAGAUGCAGAUUUGGGAGCAACUUUCCACCAGUAGUUAAAUAAACUUAAUGACAUGAAAGAAUGAAACGAGAUACCGUCAUUACCUGUGUGGAGCCAAACCGAAGAGCUAAAACGAUGACAACUAUAUUGGAUGGCAGCUAUCAACAGCUCGAGUCUUAUGACGAGGGUGAGGGUGAUGGCGACAAUGAUAAUGAACAAGAAGAAACGCCUCAAGAAUCAGGUGUUAUGAUACAUGUAGUACCGGAAGGAAACAAGGCCAGAUGGAAUCAUAUAGAAGAUUUGGAUUCAUUCUUUAUGAGAAUGUAUCAUUAUCAUCAAAAGCAUGGCUUCAAAUGUAUGAUGCUCGAAGAAUUUUUUGAAUUACUAGAAAUCAUUUUCAUAGUCACUGUCUUCACGUUCCUCUUACAUUGUGUCAAUUAUCCUGUAUUACUUGGAUACGAAGACAUCCAGCACAAAUUAACAAUCCCCGAUGUCCUAUUUUCAUCCGAGGAAUGUUUAGCUUCCAUAGGAUGGGCCACAUGGUUCUGCAUUUUAUUUGCAGCUAUUUAUUUGACUUUAAGCAUCGUUAAAGUUCUCUAUCAUCUCAUUAAGUUCUGGGAUAUUAAAUUAUUCUUUAAUGAAGCAUUAAAAAUUGAUGACGCGGAUUUAGAUAAUUUUACAUGGCACGAAGUUCAAAGUAGAGUAAUAGAAGUUCAAAAGGAACAGGAAAUGUGCAUCCAUAAAAGAGAGCUAACGGAAUUAGACAUAUAUCAUAGGAUAUUAAGAUUUAAAAAUUAUGAGGUGGCUAUGAUCAACAAAUCCUUGUUACCUCUCAAAUUUAAAAUCCCUAUAUUUGGUAAAAUUACUUUUUUGACUAAAGGAUUGAAAUAUAAUAUUGGAUUACUCUUAUUCUGGGGACCAUGGUCGCCUUUUGAAAAUAAUUGGCACUUAAAGGAAGAAUAUAAAAAAUUAAAUAAGAGGCAGGAACUGGCGCGAGCAUUAUCGAAACAAAUUCUAUGGAUAGGAAUAGCUAAUUUCCUACUAUGCCCAUUAAUUCUUUUAUGGCAAAUCCUUCAUUUAAUUUUUAGCUAUGGCGAGCUAGUAAAGAACGAACCAAGUACUUUGGGAUUAAGAAUGUGGUCUCCGUAUGGUCGAUUGUAUCUUCGUCAUUUCAAUGAACUCGAUCACGAAUUAAAUGUUCGAUUAAAUCGUGCUUAUCAUCCUGCUCAAAAAUAUAUGAAUUUAUUUACCUCCCCAACAACUACGGUCGUGGCCAAAUUUUUUGCAACAACAUUUGGCUGUCUGUGUUUCGUUACUUUGUUAUAUGGACUAAUAUGGAAUACUAUCGUACAUGUUGACCACAUGAUAACAAUAGCAACGUUUUUGAGUUUUGUUGUAAUCGGUGCAAGAAGACUCAUACCCAGUGAAAAUUUAGUAUGGUGUCCAGAUGCAUUGUUGAACGGUGUUUUGGCGCAUAUACAUUAUAGCCCUGACAGUUGGCGAGAUACUGCACAUACACAAAAAACAAGAGCACAGGUAGCUGUACUCUUCCAACAUACCAUUGUGCAUUUACUGGAAGAAUUGAUAUCUCCUUUAGUAACACCAUUUAUUUUGUGCUUCCGCAUAAGACGCAGAGCUUUAGAAAUUGUAGACUUUUUUCGUAAUUUUACUAUCGAAGUAACUGGAGUCGGUGAUGUAUGUAGUUUCGCUCAAAUGGAUAUAAGAAAACAUGGAAAUCCAGCUUGGCAAACUGUUGAUCAGAAUCCUAUAGAUAAUCGUAAUACAGGAUACGAUAAUCCAGCGUGUAACAUUAAUGUAGGAAAGUUGGACGUUAAAGAGCCGGCUGAGGAUGGUAAAACGGAAUUAUCCCUGAUACAUUUUACUCUAACCAAUCCAGAAUGGAAGCCGCCGAGUCACGCAGAAAACUUUGUUACGGCAUUAAGAGAGAGAGCUAAGAGGGAUAUUAAUAGUGUACCAACCAUCGAAAACCCAUUGAUUGCAAGUUUAACUAAUGUAUCUGAUUUAGGACCUCAAUACGACGGAAUAGUAUCAAAUCUAUUUCGAAGUAUGACAAACCAACAAAGUAUUCCAAAUAUGAGCAGCGCACUUAACUACCAGUCUGAUGGUAAUUUAGAUGUUUCGGUCCCAAUUAACUUAGCAUCUACCAGUCAAAGUAUAUCGCGUUACCAAUAUUAUGGAGUCACAAGAGCUGAAGGUCCAUUGCACAGUGAUAAAAGAUUCAUGUAUGGACUGCAACAGAGUAUAUCAAACAAUUCACUUGGUGCAUCCAUUUUUGGAUCUGGAAACGAAGUAGUUAUAAAUAAGUCGGUACCGACAGACUUAAUUGCAGCUGAUAUGUCUUUAUCUACAUUGUACCUGCAUGAGCUUCAUCACAAACAAGUAUAUGAUCGAGGGAAUCAUCAAGAAAGAGUUACAAGAAAUGUUUGGCCGCGAAGUCCAGUUCAAGAAUUAGAAACGCUUUCUGAAGUCAGACAAGAAAGAGCUCCUUUACUUUUACAUCAGGAUUCUUCUAUUAGAAAAAAUAAAGAAUCCUAGCGUAAUGGUUGUGUCGAGGUCAUUCAAAUGAAAACUUUUAACUAAUUCACCAUGCUAUUACUGGCUUAGAUGAAUUAUGAAUUUUUUUCUUUCAUUUGUUUUGUCCUUUUUAAUUCUCUAAGAAAGACUUUAUAAAGCUGAAGUUUCUAAUGAUAGAAAAAUAUACUUUAGAUGCAUAGUAAGUCGCCCGAAAAUUAAUAGCUUUGAUAAUAGCUUGGCUCUCUUUUUUCUCCUUUUUUUUUCUAAUUUAUCCUUACAAUUUAAAUUUUAUAACUAUAUUACAAUUCAUAUAAUUUUUUUGUUUUUGUUUUUAUAUAGAAUAGAUUUAUGUAAUCGAAUAUUGAUAUUACUAUUAUUAUGUAACACAUAAAGGAUUUUCGCUGAAGAAUUCAACGAUAUAAAAGAACAUUAUAUGCCUAUGCUCGUGGCAAAGGGGGCCUAUUUUUUGUGUGUGCUUUUUAGAUUUCAAUUUAUCAAAAAUAACUCGUCAUUAACGUUCGUUUGUCGUGUGUCUCUAACGAGUUUAAAUAUGUAAUUAGCAUUAGACAGAGAAAAUUAUUCGCAAAAUACGAGAUUGCUCCUUAAAAUAUGAUAGGCUAACUAACAUUGAAUUAUGAAAUAAUUCAUAAUGAUGAUGAUGAUGAUGAUGAUAAUGAUGAUGAUGAUAUAAAUAAUAGAUAGAAAUUACUUCUAUGAGAGUCAACACAGUUAAUUUAACACGUUCAUCGCCCCAUCACUUAUAUUUGGUUGUAAUACAUAGCUGAAUAAAAUUGGGCGACGAAUGUAUUAAAGGAUGCACAUAUACAUAUAUACAUGUAAACAAA
Polistes canadensis is the source of this 3807-nucleotide messenger RNA. It is a transcript of the gene Atg9, whose product is annotated as autophagy-related protein 9A. Gene Ontology annotation, biological process: autophagy of mitochondrion; protein localization to phagophore assembly site. The record is from RefSeq and is a predicted model, not a curated record. Gene Ontology annotation, cellular component: phagophore assembly site; autophagosome. Lineage: Eukaryota; Metazoa; Arthropoda; Insecta; Hymenoptera; Vespidae. The transcript is spliced from 9 exons. The coding region runs from base 509 to 2983 and encodes 824 amino acids.